AUGAAGAUCUUGGUAGCUGGAAAUGUCGAUGAAGUCGUUGACCCAGUGGCUGAGAACAAGUUGGUUCGCAAGAUUGACAUGUACAUCAUGCCCUUCCUCUGCAUUACCUAUCUCAUCACGUAUAUUGACAAGGCGACUCUCGGCUAUGCUGCUGUCUUUGACUUGCCGAAGGAUCUUCAUUUACAUGGAACGCAAUACAGCUGGCUUAGCAGCAUCUUCUACUUCGGGUUCUUGAUAUUCGAGUAUCCGACAAAUUUCUUCAUGCAGAAAUUAUCCGUCUCUAAAUGGCUCGCCGUCAACAUAUUCUUAUGGGGUGGCAUCACCAUGGCUCAAGGUGGUGUCAACCACUUCGAGCCUUUUAUGGCUUUGCGCUUCAUCAUGGGAAUGCUAGAGUCAUGUGCCACGCCAGCAACCAUACUUCUCAUAGGAAUGUGGUACAAGAUUGAAGAACAGCCGAUCCGCAUUGGCAUAUGGGCAAUGUUCCUCGGCAUAUCGAACGCAUUCGGUGGUCUCCUGGCUUUUGGAAUUGGGCAUAUCCAAGGUUCAUUUGCCAGUUGGCGAUAUCAAUUCAUCAUCGUAGGAGCCGUUUCUUCGGUGUGGGCCAUAGUUGUAUUUUUCGGACUGGCCGAAAAUGCCGCCAGCGCACGAUGGCUUUCCCCGGAGCAGCGAAUACUCGCUGUUCAAAGACUACGCGUGAAUAACACCGGUAUCAAAAACAAGGAGAUCAAGCGGUACCAAAUCGUCGAGGCGCUGCUUGAUCCGAAAACAUGGUUCUUCUUCUUCUUUGGUGUUUCAACUCAGGUUGUCAACGGGGCAGCCAGCAAUUUCGGAUCACUCAUCAUCAAAGGCUUUGGCUUCACCACGCUGAAGACUACACUACUUCAGAUUCCCUAUGGAUUCCUCAUCCUAGUGGCGAAUAUCUCCGCAAUGUACAUUCAGCGAUGGCUUCCCGGACAACGCAGGUGCAUUGUGGCAAUUGUGUACGUCCUUGUGUCUCUGGUAGGUAUUAUUGGAGUCUAUACCAUCCCAAGACAUAACCACUGGGCACUAUUGGUCUGCUAUUGGCUAACCGGCACCUACACCGUGUCAUACUCGAUGGCCUUGUCACUCAUCACCGCCAAUAUCGGUGGUUACACAAAGCGAUCAACAGUCACCGCUAUAUUCUUCAUCUCGUAUUGCACCGGUAACAUCGUCGGGCCAUUCGCUUUCAAACCCUCCGAAGCGCCCAAAUACCAAUCCGGAAUUAUUGCAAUCCUCGUUGCGUAUUGCGUAGAGAUAGCGUUGUUUGCCUUGUUUGCGGUCUACGUGGCCAUGAUGAACAGGAAAAAGCAAAGUAUAUUUGAGGAACUGGGCCCUGAUGCGGACAAUGAACAAGCGCGGACAAUUGCGUCUUUCAACGAUCUUACGGACAAGGAAAAUGUCUUCUUCAGAUACACAUACUAG
Cucurbitaria berberidis CBS 394.84 is the source of this 1443-nucleotide messenger RNA. RefSeq names its product MFS general substrate transporter. Gene Ontology annotation, cellular component: membrane. Bases 1 to 1443 code for a protein of 480 amino acids. The record is from RefSeq and is a predicted model, not a curated record. Gene Ontology annotation, molecular function: transmembrane transporter activity. The transcript has 4 exons. NCBI's taxonomy places the organism in Eukaryota, Fungi, Ascomycota, Dothideomycetes, Pleosporales, Cucurbitariaceae. Gene Ontology annotation, biological process: transmembrane transport.